Messenger RNA from Adelges cooleyi (spruce gall adelgid), 3815 nucleotides. RefSeq names its product potassium voltage-gated channel protein Shaker (gene shaker). Lineage: Eukaryota; Metazoa; Arthropoda; Insecta; Hemiptera; Adelgidae. Gene Ontology annotation, biological process: protein homooligomerization; potassium ion transmembrane transport. Gene Ontology annotation, molecular function: delayed rectifier potassium channel activity; protein binding. The record is from RefSeq and is a predicted model, not a curated record. The transcript is spliced from 11 exons. Gene Ontology annotation, cellular component: voltage-gated potassium channel complex; membrane. The coding region runs from base 263 to 2245 and encodes 660 amino acids.
AUCGGACUAACCACCGCACGAUUGUCGUUACCCUUACUGUCGACACAAUUUUUUUUUUUAGUUUCUCCUCAUGGAUCUUUGCGGUGUGACAAUGAUCUUUGCGGUAAAACGCGGUUUAGGUAGUGCGGCGACCGACGCGCGUGCCAGUGCAACGGGACCGCUCCACCGCCAAGCUAGGAUCGACUCGGUGGCCACCGAUUCGAACCGUCCAAUCGUUUAAGACAGGAUCGUAUGGUAUUUGGCUGCAGGGCUGGCUUCGAUCAUGUGGCACUCGGGCGGAAUGGGCAGCCACGGCGGUGGCUGGAUGAAGCUGAUGGGCAUGGUGCACAGGGACCGGAGGUCGGCGCAGCGGCAUGUGCAAGACGCUGCCACCGCUUUACUGGCUCCAAUCGACAGGUCGCUGCCAAAACUCAGUACCCAAGACGAAGACGGCUGUGGUCCAGGGGCAAGUGCUGGCACAGGCCUCACACACGGUCACCCUCAACAUUGCUCAGGAAGUGCAACAUUCGAACCGAUACCGCACGACCACGACUUUUGCGAAAGAGUCACAAUCAACGUAAGUGGACUGAGGUUCGAAACGCAGCUGCGCACGUUAAACCAGUUCCCGGACACGCUGCUGGGAGACCCGUGCAGGCGGAUGCGCUAUUUUGACCCUCUGCGAAACGAGUACUUCUUCGACCGGAAUCGACCCACGUUCGACGCCAUACUGUACUACUACCAGAGCGGCGGCCGGCUAAGGAGGCCGGGCACCGUUCCCCUGGAUGUGUUCUCCGAGGAGAUCAAGUUCUACGAACUCGGCGAGCUGGCCACCAACAAAUUCAGGGAAGAAGAGGGUUUUAUCAAAGAAGAAGAGAAACCACUGCCAAAGCCGGAGUUCCAGCGAAAAGUGUGGCUGCUGUUCGAGUACCCGGAGAGCUCGCAAGCGGCCAGGGUGGUGGCCAUCAUAUCGGUGUUCGUCAUACUGCUGUCGAUUGUGAUAUUCUGCUUGGAGACGUUGCCCGAGUUCAAGCACUACAAGGUGUUCAACACGACCACCAACCGGACCAAGAUCGAGGAGGACGAGGUGCCGGACAUCACGGACCCGUUCUUCCUGAUCGAGACCAUAUGCAUCGUGUGGUUCACGUUCGAGCUGUCCGUGCGGUUCCUGGCGUGCCCCAACAAGCUGCACUUCUUCAAGGACGUGAUGAACACGAUCGACAUAAUUGCCAUCAUACCGUACUUCAUCACGCUGGCCACGGUGAUCGCCGAGGAGGAGGACCCGCUGAUGAACGUGCCCAAGGCGCCGCAGAACCCGCAGGACAAGAGCACCAACCAGGCCAUGUCGCUGGCCAUACUCCGGGUCAUCCGGCUCGUCAGGGUUUUCAGGAUAUUCAAACUGUCCCGACAUUCCAAGGGGUUGCAGAUCCUCGGACGCACCCUGAAAGCCUCCAUGAGGGAACUGGGAUUGCUCAUUUUUUUCUUAUUUAUCGGAGUGGUGCUGUUCUCGAGCACUGUGUACUUCGCCGAGGCGGGUUCCGAUCAGUCGUUUUUCAAGUCCAUCCCGGACGCGUUCUGGUGGGCUGUGGUCACCAUGACGACAGUCGGAUACGGUGACAUGAGAUGGCCGUUUCUGAAGCGCACAAGACCUAAUGAAAAUCCCUCGGCCAUAAAUAUCCCAAACGAACAGUGUUGUCACGCAGUUUAUCCAGUCGCUAAUAAUCAAUACAUCAGUGUGGUGCUAUUCUCGAGCGCGGUGUACUUCGCCGAAGCCGGCUCGGAGAGUUCCUUCUUCAAGUCCAUCCCGGACGCAUUCUGGUGGGCUGUUGUUACCAUGACGACUGUGGGCUAUGGUGACAUGACACCGGUGGGAGUGUGGGGAAAAAUUGUCGGUUCGCUUUGUGCGAUUGCCGGUGUGCUCACAAUCGCACUGCCCGUGCCCGUCAUCGUGUCCAACUUCAACUAUUUCUAUCACAGAGAGACUGACCAAGAAGACAUGCAAUCGCAAAAUUUCAAUCAUGUCACCAGCUGCCCUUAUCUUCCCGGUACUUUAGGUCAACACAUGAUCAAAUAUCCUCGGGGCGACUCGACGUCGGACCUAAUGGACUUAGAGUCGGCCGACAAUUGUUUGCUGGACGCAGAAAUGGACGAACAACCUCCGCCUUCGUUGCCGCCGCCGCAGCAGCCUAAGAGGUUCAACAGCUGCGCCACUGUGGUUAGGCUCAACAGCAACAGCGUCAAAAGGUUCAGUGUCGAAACCGAUGUCUGACCAACAGUAUUCCAAUUGCAAUCCGGCGGCCGUCCAGGUCUCCAAACGCCUAUAAGGUGCUGUGCUGUGAUAGCUAAGAUGUUUCCUUCGUUAUGUUACCUCCGACACGUUUUAAUUGUAAUAUUUUUUUAAGCGAAUAAUCAUCCGAACCCCUUUUUUUUAAGGGAACGUUUUUCUAUAUACACCGACAUAACGAUGGAUCAUGCCCGGCGAACCAUAUACGUCUCAAUUUGUUUUGUUCCAAAUUGUUUCCGUUUUAUAUAAGCCCUAUGGACUGUAUUUGAUGAAAAAAAAAACCAUUUAAAUUAAUUUACUCUUAUUAAAUUAUAAUAUAUUCUUAUUUGUUAAUUUGUUAUUAUUACUAUAAUUUUUUUGUUUUACCUAUUAAGAGAUCAAUUAUUGCGUUGGAGAUAAAUAAAAAAUGAAAAAAAACUAUAAUUUUAAACGUGUAUCAAAUCUGUACCUAAAUUAAUAAUUAAAUCAAUAAGCGUCUUGAUAUUUCUGAUCGCCUGUAGUGUCUUAUAUUAGUCGCAAGUCUUCCACGUUUUUAAUAUUAUAUUAUUAAUUUGGUCAUUUAUUUUUUUCAAAAAUAUUUUUCAUUUUGCUGUCGUGUAUAGAUAUAUAUAUAAAAAAAACCAAUUUGAAAUGUUUUUAAUUAACGUUUCACGUUGUUUCUUGUCCUUGAUUUUUAUUCACCCUAGUUGUCCGCUUAUAACGCAAAAAUACACCAUUGUAUUACGAUAAUAAUAAUCGAUCGAAUUAGAAUUUGAAAAAAAAUAAUUUACAUAAUAAUAUAGUAGUGUUACAAUAUUAUACAAUACUGCUCUGCUAAAAUAAACAUUACUAGGGACCAAAAUAAUAGGGCGCUUUUACGGUCAGAUUUGUAAUACCUAACGUUGAUUUUAAAAUAUACAAAUAAGCGGGGUUAGGUUACACGAGAAGUUAACUUCAUCACGGUUUAUGAAGAGGCCAGAAAAGGGUACCUCUCUGUGUUGACUGUGGGAAUUCCUCUCAUAGAACCGCCUAUCUGUAUAAGUUAAAAUCAACGGCCAUAUAGCAAUAUAAUAUUAUAUUUUGCUAAAUCUACGAACUCGGCAUAAAAAAAAUUAUUGUUAAAAUGUGUUUUUUUAUAAUAUUUUGUUGGACAGUUGUAAUAUUAUAGUUUGUAGCUGUUGUUUGUCCUGGUCUGUUUCAGGCGUAUUAUACCCUCCAUGACGUCAACAAAUCGAAAUAAUAAUAAUAUUAAUUAUAAUAUAUACAUGUACUUAUAGAGUCCUAGACCGUCGGCCAUCUUCUGUGCCACACGUUUUAAUAACUUUUUAUUUCUAAUAAAAAAAAAAACAUGUGUAUACCUAUGCGUGUAAAGUAAACAGAAGAAUUCACCAAAGUAAAAAUGGAUUAAACAGGGUAAUAUUGAAAAGCAGUCGACUAAGUCACUAUAGAAAUUUACAAUAUUAAUAAUACAAUAAUUGAACACCGUUGAUUUUGAAAUAUACACCUGCUUAUGUGCAUAUUUUUUAAUAUUAACGUUAACAUUUAUAAGAAAUUAUGUUGUUGAAAAAAAAAAUAA